UGACUCAUCCCGCAUCAACCUGCCCCGCGUUGUUCCGUUUGAGUGUCCUGGCGACGAUUGUCAUUGACGUUGAGAUUCGCUGAGUGGAAUUGAAAGCUGCAGAAUUGAAAUCUUUUGUGGCUGGUUUCUUGAUAUCUAUUUGAAAUCAUGGGUAUCUCAAUUGUUCUGGGUAGUCAGUGGGGUGAUGAAGGAAAGGGGAAGAUCACAGAUAUGCUUGCCCAGGAGGCUACGCUUUGCUGCCGUGCCGCUGGCGGCCACAAUGCCGGUCACACCAUUGUUCACGGCGACAAGACCUACGACUUCCACAUCCUCCCGUCCGGUCUCGUCUCUCCUGCUUGUGUCAACUUGAUUGGCGCCGGUACCGUGGUUCACGUCCCCAGUUUCUUCAAGGAGCUGGCUUCUUUGGAGACCAAGGGGUUGGAUAGCGCCGGCAAGCGCAUCUUCAUCUCCGAUCGCGCUCAUGUUUGCUUCGACCUGCACUCCGUUGUGGAUGGUCUGGAAGAGGCUCGGCUGGGUGGUCGCAAGGUGGGUACCACCGGUAAGGGUAUUGGUCCCUGCUACAGUGACAAGGCGGCCCGUCGCGGUGUCCGUGUGGGGGAGAUCCUGGAUGAGGCUCUCUUCGAGCGCAAGCUGCGGUCUUUGGACGCUGGUUACCGCGCUCGAUUCGGCGAGCUGGAGUACAGCGUGGAGGAGGAACUUGCCCGUUUCAAGGAAUACCGCCAACGUCUGGGCCCCUACAUUGUCGACCAAUUGGCCUUCCUGCAGAAGUACAAGGAUGCCCCGAAUACCUUGGUUGAGGGUGCCAAUGCGCUCAUGCUGGAUCUGGAUCACGGUACUUACCCGUUCGUGACUUCGUCGUCGACCGGUCUGGGUGGUGCCGUCCAGGCCCUCUCCCUCAACCCUACCAGCAUCUCCUCCAUCAUCGGUGUGGUCAAGGCCUACACCACCCGUGUCGGCUCGGGCCCUUUCCCCACGGAGCAGCUGAACGAGUCCGGUGACAAGCUGCAGAGCGUUGGUCGGGAGUUCGGUGUCACCACGGGUCGUAGACGCCGUUGCGGUUGGUUCGACAUGGUCCUGUGCCGCUACUCCCAGGCCAUCAACCACUACACGGCGCUGAACCUGACCAAGCUGGACGUGCUGGAUGACUUUGACGAGAUCAAGGUCGGUGUGGCUUACGUUCUGCCCGACGGCACUCGCACGGAGAACACCAUGCCGGCCGAUCCGGAGGUGUUGGAGAAGGUGCAGGUCGAGUAUGUGACCCUCCCCGGCUGGAAGAGCAACACCAUGGGUAUCAAGAAGUACGAGGACCUGCCGGCCAAUGCGCGCUCUUACAUCGAGUACAUCGAGCGCGGCCUGGGUGGUGUCCCUGUCAAAUGGAUCGGUACGGGUCCGGCUCGUGACCAUAUGAUCUGCCGUGAGUAGAUAAAGGUUUGUUUAUUUCUUUUAUAAUAUCCUGGCAGGUGUAUUGAUACCGGUGCUGUCGUGGUAGAGGUAGAAUAUAGAUAAAUGGAUAUAUGUUAUCUUCCA
This is a messenger RNA of Aspergillus ibericus CBS 121593, 1527 nucleotides long. RefSeq names its product adenylosuccinate synthase ADE12 (gene adB). The record is from RefSeq and is a predicted model, not a curated record. Lineage: Eukaryota; Fungi; Ascomycota; Eurotiomycetes; Eurotiales; Aspergillaceae. The transcript is spliced from 4 exons. Gene Ontology annotation, molecular function: nucleotide binding; adenylosuccinate synthase activity. Gene Ontology annotation, biological process: 'de novo' AMP biosynthetic process; IMP metabolic process. Gene Ontology annotation, cellular component: cytoplasm. The annotation marks the transcript as partial.